Molecule: messenger RNA, 900 nt
Organism: Carlito syrichta (Philippine tarsier)
Lineage: Eukaryota; Metazoa; Chordata; Mammalia; Primates; Tarsiidae
Gene: DEPP1
Product: chromosome unknown C10orf10 homolog
Exons: 2
Coding region: 221-868 (215 amino acids)
Biological process (GO): regulation of autophagy
Cellular component (GO): mitochondrion
Source: RefSeq, a predicted model, not a curated record
GAGAGGAGCCUUUGGUUGUGGACAGCGGGCCUUGGCACAUCAUCCUCACCGUCCUCCCGGCGAUCAGGCACCAGACACAGGGCUCGACGGCAGGACCCCCAUCGGCCUACCCGGAGCUUUCCAGAGCUUCCUUUGGACUGACCUGUCCUUGGUCAUCCAGUCUUCCUGCCACCUCCAGACCCCCUCAGCUACAGGUUGCUGCUUCCUUGUGCUAGCAGUGAUGAGGUCCCGGCUUCUGCUUUCUGUGGCCCACCUGCCCACAAUUAGGGAGACCACAGAGGAGACGCUGCUUGGGGAGCCUGGGCAGGAGCCCCCAGCUUCUCCCAGCCUGGAUGAUUAUGUGAAGUCCAUCUGUCAGCUGGCACAGCCCACCUCUGUGCUGGAUGAGGCCACAGCCCAGGGCCGACUCAGGCAACCCCACCGGCCAGCACAGGCCUGCGAGAAGAGCCACCCUGCUGCAUCCCUACAGGACAUCACUGCCUGUUUCAGAAGCCAGCAGCCCACACUGCCCACACUGCCCACAGCUGACACUGUGGACCCCUUGGACUGGCUCUUUGGGGAGUCCCAGGAAAAACGGCCAAGUCGGAGGGACUUGCCAAGGAGGACUGGCUCCUCUGCUGGCCCCUGGGGUCUACACAGGCAGAUGGACAGUGGCAAGACCAGGGGGUGGCCCAGAGGGAGGGUCUGUGAAGCCAAGGCACCUGGGCACUCCCUGACAAGCCCAGUACGGGAAGGGCACCAGAACUCUGACCUGAAAAGCCGGAUUUCUGGGCAGCUCAGCCGAGCGACAGCCUCCCCCCGCAUCCCCUGCCCCAGCAGUGUUCUGAGAACUCUCUACUCACACCUCCCAGUGAUCUAUGAACUCUGACCUCUCCCCAAUAAAGACUUCUGUGAAAAGCA